AGCCAGUAUGGGCUGCUAGGUGAAACACAGCCCAAUGAAAGACCCUGUUUCAAAACCAUGAUAGAGACUUGGUGAAUGAAGGCACCUGUCACAGAGCUUAAUCUUUAAGACCCACAUGGUGGGAGGAGAGAACCAACUCCUGUAAGCUGUCCUCUGGCCAUGACACGCAUGCUCAUGUACAUACAUACAUACAUACAUACAUACAUACAUACAUACAUACAUACAUACAUACGUGUUUAAGAAGUGGCGAAGCCAAGCAUGUGACAUACCCCUCUAGUCCCCGCACUCCAGAGGAUGGAGAAUCCAAGGCCCCCUUUUACUUGGGUGAAAUCGUGAGACUUUGUCUCAGAAACCAACAAGCUGACGUGGAGCAGAAGGGAAGGGGUGCUGGGCAGCUCCUGUCAGUGAGCCCCCCUCAGAACACCUCAAACAACAUGACCAAUGGCCAGGAUGAAGGACAGUCAAGUCAAAGACACUGCCUGGUAAGUGGAAGAAAGGAUCUAUAAGGAGAUGGAGUGAGAGGCCGUUCCAACAUACAGAGACCACCAUAAGGCCAAGGGGAGGGAGACAGAGGAACAUCACUGCUUUGAUUGUAUUCACAGCCAGGGGACAGAGCAGGAGUGUGGUGAUCCCAAUAGUUUCCUUCAAGGACUAGCAUGUAGGGCCCUCCCAGACACUUCUACAGGAGGACCCCAUCCCUCCAUACCUCCACAGUCUCCUAUCCCUCUCUCUUCCCUCUUCAUCCCCCCUCAUUUCUGCCCUUCUCACCUAUUCUCUCCUGACUACCCCCCUCACACUCCUUUUGUCACCUCUGGCCCUGCAGCCUCUUUACCCAGCAGCAGGACCACAUGAUGUGGUAAAAAUAGCUCCUUUCAACAGAGUGUGAAUGGAGAGGGCAGAGGCAGGAGGCAAGGCUGGGCCCCCAGUGCCAGGGAAGGGCCCUUGGGAGGUGCGGGCUCCUGAUCCUCUCCCUGCUCAUCACACACUUGCUCAGAUGGGUCACCUCAGUCUCAGGCUCUGUCACGCCAAACAUACACCUAGAGCCGGCAGCAGCAAAGCAGUGUGACACAGCUCUUAAGAGGUAAGGAUCCCAGAAGGCUGACUCCAGCCUUGACCCUCAGGUGGGGCAAGAGUCUUAGGACACCUUGGUCUGUCCCAGGGCCUUGGUGAUGUCUCUUUAUUCCAUGUUGGUGGCCAGGUGCGUGCCCAGUGUUCCCAGUAGGUGGGAGCUUCUCUGAGUCUCUAUGUCUGGACCACCAUGGCAUGUGCAGGGCCAGCCAGCGGGCGGCAGCGGGUGAGCAUGCAGGAACACAUGGCCAUCGAUGUGAGCCCUGGCCCCAUACAGCCCAUCCGCCUCAUUUCCGACUACUUCCCACACUUCUACCCCUUCCUGGAGCCGGUGUUGCGUGUCCCAGAUCGACAGGCAAUGCUGGCCCCGGCCAUCCACUCUGCACCCCAGCUGCAGCCCAACCCUGAGGCUGAAGGAGACUCGGAUGACAGCACUGCCCUAGGCACCCUGGAGUUCACACUUCUCUUUGAUGUGGACAACAGCGCCCUGCACUGCACAGCCCAUCGUGCAAAGGGCCUCAAGCCACCAGCCACAGGCUCUGUGGACACCUAUGUCAAAGCCAACUUGCUGCCAGGGGCCAGCAAGGCCAGCCAGCUUCGGACACGCACUGUACGAGGCACCAGGGAACCUGUCUGGGAGGAGACACUCACCUAUCAUGGCUUUACUUGCCAGGAUGCUGGACGGAAGACCCUGAGGCUAUGUGUGUGUGAGGACUCACGACUGCGGCGCCGGCGGCGAGCACCCCCCUUGGGGGAGCUACGAGUGCCCCUGAGGAAGCUGGUGCCAAACCGAGCCAGGAGCUUUGACAUCUGUCUGGAGAAGCGGAGGCUGACCAAGAGGCCCAAGAGCUUGGACACAGCCCGUGGCAUGUCUCUGUAUGAGGAGGAGGAAGUGGAGGCAGAGGUGUUUAGGGAGGAGCGUGGGCGCAUCCUACUGUCCCUGUGCUACAGCUCCGAGCGUGGUGGCCUGCUAGUGGGUGUGCUGCGCUGUGCCCACCUUGCUCCCAUGGAUGCCAAUGGCUACUCAGACCCCUUUGUCCGCCUUUUCCUGCACCCAAGUUCUGGGAAGAAAUCCAAAUAUAAGACCAGUGUUCGGAGGAAGACCCUGAACCCUGAGUUCAACGAGGAAUUCUUUUAUGCAGGUCUUCGAGAGGAGCUGGCCCAGAAGGCACUGUUGGUGUCUGUGUGGGACUAUGACCUGGGCACAGCUGAUGAUUUCAUUGGUGGGGUGCAGCUGAGUGGCAGAGCCAGUGGGGACCGCCUACGCCACUGGUGUGAGUGCCUAAGCCACUGUGACCGCCGGCUAGAACUGUGGCACCUGCUGGACAGUGUGCCCCCCCAACUUGGUGACUAGUCAGCACAGGGCCCUGCUUGCAACUUGUUCAGGGGCCAAGAUGUCUGCUGCAUCUACAAAGAGCUCUGGGUUGGUCCCAUCUGCUAUGCUACGCACAUUCUUGUCUCCUUCCACUCAUGCAACCCCAAACACAAGCAAAAUAAACACCUGCUUCUGCCA
This is a messenger RNA of Rattus rattus (black rat), 2581 nucleotides long. Its product is annotated as double C2-like domain-containing protein gamma. Bases 1259 to 2422 code for a protein of 387 amino acids. The transcript is spliced from 10 exons. The record is from RefSeq and is a predicted model, not a curated record. Lineage: Eukaryota; Metazoa; Chordata; Mammalia; Rodentia; Muridae. Gene Ontology annotation, cellular component: membrane.